UCUCUGUCCCACCUUUCCUUUCGCGAUGCUCUGGAGGCCGCCGUUGCCAUCGACAAGCUACUCACAUCUACUUGUCUGACAGUCUUGGGUAGUAGCUGGUGCUGUUGUGUUAUUCAGAGCCCGGCAUGGAGUCUGCAACUGCUGAAGCACCGCCGAUCCCACGCAAGCCAGCAUGUGUUCUUUGCAAAUCACGGAAAGUCAAGUGCGAUCGUGAAAGCCCGGCAUGCGGAGGUUGCGUCAAGCUAGGCGCAGAGUGUGUGCCACGCGAGAACUCGAAGACCCGGAACAGGAAGAAGCCCAAUGUUGAACUUCAGCGAAGAUUGGCGCGGUGCGAGGAACUACUUCAACAGUUCGUGGCUGCAGAAAAGCGCGAGGGGAGUAGCGACAGUACUCGUACAGAGCCGAGUCCGAAAAGCGAUACAAGUACGAAGAGCGAGACUCAAGAUCGGAGCCGAGACCAAGAAAUGCAAGCUCCUGAGAACUCUCUCGGAAAGCUCGUUAUCGACAAUGGGUCUGUCAGAUUUACAGAUAGCACCAUUUGGGCUACGGUGUUUGAUGAGUUACAAGCCAUGAGAGCAGCCGUGGAUAAUGCCGACAGUCCUUCGAGCCUGCCAAGCCUACCCGAAGCAACAAUUCAACAACCGUCCAUUGCAAACGACGCAGGCAUCAUGAACGCAAGAGAGCCUAGAUCCGGCAAUCCUCAGCCUCUACAUCCACCUCCGAGUCAUGCUAUGCUGCUAUGGCGGAUGUUCCUAGAUCGAGUCAACCCGAUAACGAAACUCAUACACGUUCCCUCUGCGCAACGCCAUCUGGUCCAGGCCAUGACGACUCCGCCAUCCUUACCGCGAGACAUGGAAGUUUUGUUCUUCUCGAUCUAUGCAUGUGCUGUUGGUUCGAUGAGGCAAGAGGAGUGCACCAGGUUACUGGGUCAGUCCAGGAUAGAGCUGUUGAACCGCUUUUCAAGGACCUUGCGAACGGGGCUUUAUCGUGCGCGCUUCUUGGAGAAGCCCACUCUUUUAUUAUUGCAAGCACUUGUACUUCAACUGAUAGCGAUUCCAGAUCGAGAGAGCGCCCACGCGAACUGGGUCAUGAGCGGCGUCUGUAUUCGAAGUGCCCAACGGCUCGGACUACAUCGAGAUGGUUCGCAACUGGGGCUUUCUCCUUUCGAAACAGAGCUACGAAGACGCGUCUGGUGGCACAUUGUCCUACUCGACUUUCGGUUCGCCAUGGCUUCCGGUUUCAACCCGACCCCACUAUCACGCGCAUGCAGCUGCAAAAUGCCGACCAACAUCAACGACGCCGAUUUCGAUGUCGAUACCGCGACUCCCCUCGAGAACAGCGACGGCCCGACCGAAAUGAUUGCCUGCUUGGUGGUUUGCAACUUGUCGCGAUGUCUCACGCAGCGAUCGACCUUGAGUCACGCCAUGUUCGUCGUCAAAAAGAGUGCCGUAGCAGACGAACUCAGUCGAGCUCACAGCAUCGAGCUGGAGAAGUUCGUUGUGAGUUCUGAAAAGUGUUUGGAGGAUAUCGUGGAGCGUUAUUGCGACCCGAGCGCGGGGAAUCUGCACGUCACGGCCUUACAGCUGAAAAAUGCCAUGGUCAACAAGAUUCGAAUCAUGGCGUGCAAGCCCAAGGGGGCUGUAGAGCCGCCGCCCGAGGAGAAAGGAGACAUCCUGUUUCGUGUUUCACUCGAGGCGGCUGAACACGUUGUGAAUCAACUUCAAGUGAUGGAAGGCUGGAACUUUGUGUGGUUUGUUCUUCAAUACCUCGAGUACGACUUAUUCCUUCACCUGAUCAGUCGACUUUGUCUCCAGUCGACGGGCGACUUGGUCGAUCGAGCAUGGACGGUGCUGCCCGUCAUUUAUCACUACCAGGAAGACUACUUCGAAAUGUCGGUCCACCCAUAUGCCGUCGCUGGAGCGGUCCUCGUCAGGGCGUGGAGACAUAGGCAGGAGAGCUUGCCCUCCCAGUUAGGCUACCUGCCCCCGACCCCGGAUUACGUCCAAAGGAUUGAACAGUGUUUGGCAGCCAACAGUUCAGUCGGCAGCUCCCCUCCCGAGCUAUUACCCCCAUCAGGAGAGACUGCGCCAGAUACCACUGGGUUCGAGGACUCGGAAUGGGGAUGGAACUUACCCAGGUUCAACAUGGACAGCUACGAUCUCGAAUACGUAGUAGGAGAAGAUUCUUUGGCAUGGCCUCCGCCUCAGUAAAGACUGGAGUGGUCAAUUCCGGGUGCUAGUCAUGAGAAUCUCCAGAGAAGAGAAAGGGCCAGACUGCGAGGCAGUGUCCAUCUCUUCGCGGCCAGGAGAAUAGCAUAAAGAAUCAUACUCGGAAGUUGUGGCUAGAGCCUCAAUAACCUGCAGAUAGAAGAGAAUCCCCGAAUGACCAAUCGCCUAUCAUCGAUUUCUCAUGUAUUCCCUAUCACGAUCAUCCUGUUAUGGCUAUCUUUCGUUACAGCUUAUCGGGCCUCAUUGCUCUUCCACAAGGCUGUUCUUGAAUCGACCAAUCCUGUUGAGGCUC
Messenger RNA from Colletotrichum phormii, 2520 nucleotides. RefSeq names its product fungal-specific transcription factor domain-containing protein. Gene Ontology annotation, molecular function: DNA binding; zinc ion binding; DNA-binding transcription factor activity, RNA polymerase II-specific. The record is from RefSeq and is a predicted model, not a curated record. NCBI's taxonomy places the organism in Eukaryota, Fungi, Ascomycota, Sordariomycetes, Glomerellales, Glomerellaceae. The transcript has 4 exons. Gene Ontology annotation, biological process: regulation of DNA-templated transcription; DNA-templated transcription. Bases 126 to 2210 code for a protein of 694 amino acids.